AUUUUUAUUUACUCGUGCAAAUUGCAAACCAAACAACGACCUCACCCCUGUUGUGCUAUGUCGUAUACUACUAUGCCUCUUGCGCUUUGACAUUGCUUUCGUAUUCUUUUGACGAUGCUUUAGUUUUUUCCCUCUCUCUAGAAGAAAAACAACACAGCGAGCCAACAUAGAAAAUAGAAUAUUCACAAAUCCCUUCAUAUAAAUACAACACCGCCACCACAAAGAGAAAAAAAAAAAAAAACUCCAAACAAACAACUUUUCUUUCUUUCUAAUAUUAUUAUGCCACAGGUGGAUUUGGAAACGUUGGUUUCCGCCUGCGCCGGCGGUUGCUCCGACCAGAAAAUCGCCUACGAGCCUCACGUCGACGACGGAGACCACCAUCCGGACUCUCCGCCGGCGUCGUUCUGGCUCUCUGGCGACGCCGAGUACGACUGGUGGGACCGCAACGCCGUCUACCAGCGGAACGAAUCGACGAAAGGAAACUCGAUUGUUUCCUCAACGAACCUGAACGCUAACUCGAACAACAAUUCUCAGCGAUUCUCGAAGAAUUUGAAGUCCAAAGCAGCGAUAAUCGGCUUGCCGAAGCCGCAGAAGGCAUCCUUCGCUGACGCCAGCAGCCGCCGAAACCACCGGCCUCCGGGAAACGCCAGGCUGUUCCCGAAGCGGAGCGCGUCGGUCGGCGGAAAAUUGGAAAACUCCGUCGCCGAACCGUCGUCGCCGAAGGUCUCGUGCAUAGGGAGAGUGAGAUCCAAGCGUGACAGAAAUCGGAGACUACGAACUCGCCAGAGAUCAAUCUCCUCCACCGCCACCGCCACCGCCACUACCGCUUCCACCUCCAUCGCCGCCGCCGUCGUCACGAGGCAAAAAUCGACGCGGAGCCAGCGGAAGAAAACCGGUUUCUUCGAAAGCGUUCGCGAGAUUUUCAGGUCCGGUCGAAGAGGAAAACCGGUUCAGAAACCGGAUCUUCCACAGGAGGAUUCGUUGUCGUCGUCGAAGAAGAAGAAGAAAAGGAGUUUAGGUAAGAAAGCGUGGGGAAGCACCACUGGCAGCACAAGGAGCCGAAACGACGCGUCGUUUGAAGAAUCGGUUUCGAGUGCAGCGGCUCCUCCCGGUUUGGGUUCGAUGAACCGGUUUGCGUCUGGGAGAAGGUCUGAGUCGUGGGGAGUGGGUGACUAUGAAAUCCACAUGUCGCAUUAGGGAUUUGUUUUUUAUCCGUGCCGUGCAAUUUCGGUGACGGCUAUAGUGGGCCCUUGUGGUUAGAGGGGUGACGUGGCAGGUUGAACAACGGUAUCUGUGACUGUUAAAAAAGUGAGUAAGUACUAUUGCACUACUACUGUCGUGUGUAUGUAAGGUUGAUAAAAUGCAGUUUUCUUUCGAAGCGUGGUUGAAUUUGCUGCUUCCUAUUUUUUCUUUCUUUUUUUCAGCGUUUUGUAGAUAUGAUUCAUGUGAUUUUUUUGUGCUUUGUUUGUAUUCUAUUUUUUCUUUCCUUUUCCUUAUAGAAAAAAAUUGUAAUAUACAAGAAAGAAGAUCGAGUAUAAGGAAGAAAAAAAAAGUGAAUCACGUUACAAUUUUUUAA
Molecule: messenger RNA, 1576 nt
Organism: Glycine soja
Lineage: Eukaryota; Viridiplantae; Streptophyta; Magnoliopsida; Fabales; Fabaceae
Exons: 1
Coding region: 280-1197 (305 amino acids)
Source: RefSeq, a predicted model, not a curated record